AAAUAUUCGGAAUACUUUUGUUGUGAUCCUUACUAAUUGCUUUUCCUUCCGUGUUUUGAUGAGAACAGCAACCGAUUUAGAAAUUGAUGAUUAAUGUCAAUGAAUUAUGUGACAGGAAUAUAUUUUAAAAAUGAAAUUUAAUGCACUUAUUUUUCGCCUUUUAUACGUUCUGCUCAUAUCUUCAGUAAGUGGAAACAUCCAGAAUCAAUUAAGAUAUUUUGAAACUCUGAAGACAACAGACUUUACACACAGGGUCAAAAGGUCAUUAGAUCCCAAUCCUCACAGUUCGGCACACAUUACAGAGGUGACAGUCAACACUCUCGGAAGACAGUUUCAUCUAUACCUUAAGCCAUCAAACAUCCUGUCCUAUGGGUUUAAGGCGUCAAUUGUCCGAGGUAAUGGCAAAUCAGAACCUUUCUAUUUAAAUGGAGGAUCGCUUUUCACUGGAAAUGUUGCAGAUGAUGAAAGUGCUAUAGCAAAUGUGAAUUAUGAUGAGAAUGGAGCAAUUCUUGCCAACAUUGUCACUAAAGAUGAUACGUAUGUUAUUGAGCCAUCCUGGAGAUUAUUGCCAGAAUCAGACAACCACACUAUGGUGUCAUAUAGAAAAUCUGACAUGAAAUUUGAAUAUGCUGAUAAUGGACAACACAUACAUCCUGUAUGUGGCAUUAAAGAAGGGAAUGAUGAUGAUGAGUUACAUGGUAGAGUAGAAGUGGAACAGCAUGAAUCUCACAGAUACAAGCGCGAGACGUCACCAUAUCUUGCCGAGAGAACAACUUGCCAGUUGAUGGUUGUUGCUGACUACAUGUUCUACAGACAUAUGGGAGGAUCUUCAGCUAGAGCCACCGCCCUUUAUCUAAUUAAUGUGAUACAGUUUGUGAACACAAUUUAUCGCAACACGCAGUUUGACCAGUCCUCUAAUUCUAUGAUAGGUGUAGGGUUUGAGAUUGGAGAGAUGAGGAUACAUAAUGAGUCAUUUUCAGUAGAUACAAAAUUACAAGGGAAGAAUCACUACAACAUAGAGAGAGGGAAGUGGGACACAAAAGAUUUUCUAGAGGCAUUUAGUUUUGACAAGUACUUCAGGAGAUACUGUUUGGCACAUCUGUUUACAUACCGGCAGUUUGACGAUGGUGUCCUGGGGUUGGCAUAUAUCGCCUCAGAUAGAAGGGCUGCAGUUGGUGGUAUUUGCUCAAAAUCAUAUCCGAAGUACUCAGGUGUAAGCAUGACAUUAAAUACAGGCUGGAGUUCCUCCCAGAAUUCAGCAGGGCACAGAUUACUGGCUCUACAAGCACAACUUGUUACAUCACAUGAGUUUGGUCAUAACAUGGGCAGUGAACAUGAUCCUGAAACAAAAAACUGUGCCCCUUCAGAAUACAAGGAUGGUAAAUACAUAAUGUAUCCAUGGGCAGUGAGUGGAUACGAUAAAAAUAAUCUGCUUUUUUCACCAUGCAGUAGGGAGUACAUUUUCAAAGUUCUAAAAAUUAAAGGCUAUGACUGUUUUAUAGAGGGUCGUGGUGACGGAGCAUUUUGUGGAAAUGGCAGAAUAGACGAGGGGGAGGAAUGUGACGCCGGGUACCAUACUAAAAAUGACAUGGAUCUGUGUUGUAAUGAUAAAUGUCAGCUACGUGCUGGAAUGAAAUGCAGCCCAAUGAAUUAUGGGUGCUGUUCUGGGAUAUGUCAACCAGCAACUACUAACGUUACAUGUCGUCCUGCUUUAGAAGGUUCCUGUCUUGGCGAGAUCAAGUGCGAUGGCGUUCAUAUAACUUGUCCGAACAUCACAAACAACAUCGCAGACGAUACAGAUUGCGUCGAUCAAGGAAAAUGUAAAAAUGGCAUAUGUCAGAAUUUUUGUGAAAGAUAUAAUAAGGAUUAUACACCUUGUAUAUGUGGAAAGGAAGAAUUUGCGUGCUAUAGAUGUUGCCGUCACAAAUAUCAGAUGAGCGAGUGUGUACAAAUUAAUGACACGUUUCUCCCAGAUAAAAGACCGUGUUACCAAGGACUUUGUAACCAGGGUCGGUGUGAGAAGGUAAAGAGGGAUAUGAUCCUUCGGUUGUUUAAUAUUAUAGAAGAUAUAUCCAUCGAUCAAUUAGUUGAGUUUAUGAGAAGUAAUAUAGUGGGUACUGUUAUAGUAUUGUCUUUAUUGAUAUGGAUACCAGCUAGUUGUACCAUUAGUUUUAUUGAUAAAAAGAAUAAUAGGAAAGAAAAAGCCAAAAGGAAUUGGAUGAGUAGAUCU
Messenger RNA from Ruditapes philippinarum (Manila clam), 2230 nucleotides. RefSeq names its product ADAM 17-like protease. The record is from RefSeq and is a predicted model, not a curated record. Gene Ontology annotation, cellular component: plasma membrane. Gene Ontology annotation, biological process: Notch signaling pathway; membrane protein ectodomain proteolysis. Gene Ontology annotation, molecular function: metalloendopeptidase activity. Lineage: Eukaryota; Metazoa; Mollusca; Bivalvia; Venerida; Veneridae.